AUGUCAGAGGGAUUAGAAGGUAGCCCAGAGUUAGAUGCUAGAGAGUCUGGUCACUCGAGGUCCGGCAGCGAACGCCCCAACUAUCAAAUUGAUACUGAAGGGCUGGAUUUGAAGGAAGAGGAAGAUGAUGGAGAUGAAUAUCACGAAGAAGAUGAGUUGGAAGAAGAAGAAGAAGAAGAAGAAGAAGGUAACCAACGUGAAACUGUGACUCGCGGAACCAACGAAAUCCCUAAGAUUGCAAGGCGAGGAAGACCGAGUAAGAGAAAGAACAGAGAAAUGUCCCAGGAUGACAACAGAUCAGAGACUGAUGAAUCUAGAAGCGGUUCGACAGUCCCAGGAUUUAUGAAUCUAAAGAGACCGCGUCUUUCUUAUCCAGUAGACGAGUCGGGAGCUCCGCUUCCCAUUGUGAAUGAAGAGUAUGAUUUACCAGAUGAUCCCGAGGGUGAGACCAAGAUCACUAAGGAUGGUGACCUUUUAGGUGGCAGACAGUUUCUAGUGCGAUCUUUUACGGUUUCUGACAAGGGUAAGCGUAAGUUUAUGCUCUCGACGGAGCCUGCUAGAGCCGUGGGCUUCAGGGAUUCCUACCUAUUUUUUCAGUACCAUCCAAACCUUUACAAAUUUAUUUUAUCACAAGAGCAAAAGAACGAUUUGAUCGACCGUGGUGUACUGCCUUAUUCCUAUAGGAGCCGACAAAUUGCACUGGUUACCGCCAGAAGUGUCUUCAAAGAGUUUGGAGCCAAGAUUAUCAUUGGUGGUAAAAACAUCACAGACGAUUAUUACUCUACAAAACUACGCCAGGAAGGUCGCGUUAUUGAAGGAUCAUACGCUAGGGAACCGUUGAAGAAAAAUGGUACGCGUGCCUACGAGGGAAUCGAAUAUUCAGUACAGUCAGUGAAUCCUGCAAAGAAUGCCGUGGAAUUCUUUGACAGGAGAAAUCCAAACUAUAUCAACGGAGCAACCGCUACUGCCUCAGCCAGUAAGAUCAGCGCGACAAACUGGCUAUACCAACAUGCCGCUGCUUGUAGUAGGUUUAACAGCGACAUGUACUAUGACAGAGUACGGAUCCUUCUGAUAGAGAAUCAAGGUCUGAGAGAUCCAUACACCAACACUUUGCACAUACCUCAGUCGACUCAAUCUUCUAAAGUUCUAAGACGUAACAGAAAACCAUUAACAGAAACCGAUAUACGCAAUGAUUGUGCUGUACUCUAUGAAACUAAAAUCAGCGAUCCCGACUUGACCAGAAACAAGACCGGCUUGUCCGAAGUUCCAUUGGAUAUAUUCGACGAUCUGGUUAGUGAAGAGAUCAAAACCGCAAUUAUCGAGCAACAAAACUUUGAAAAAGGUAUAAGACCACAAGAGCCGAAAGCAGACGCUACACCUGAUAAAUAG
Messenger RNA from Torulaspora delbrueckii, 1389 nucleotides. RefSeq names its product Npl6p (gene NPL6). The transcript has a single exon. NCBI's taxonomy places the organism in Eukaryota, Fungi, Ascomycota, Saccharomycetes, Saccharomycetales, Saccharomycetaceae. Gene Ontology annotation, molecular function: chromatin DNA binding. The record is from RefSeq and is a predicted model, not a curated record. The coding region runs from base 1 to 1389 and encodes 462 amino acids. Gene Ontology annotation, cellular component: nucleus.